This is a messenger RNA of Pecten maximus, 1299 nucleotides long. Its product is annotated as adhesive plaque matrix protein-like. The transcript has 2 exons. NCBI's taxonomy places the organism in Eukaryota, Metazoa, Mollusca, Bivalvia, Pectinida, Pectinidae. The record is from RefSeq and is a predicted model, not a curated record. The coding region runs from base 1 to 1299 and encodes 432 amino acids.
AUGUCAACCCACAUCGUCAAUGACGAGUCCGGGAUGUCAACCCACAUCGUCACUGACGAGUACGGGAUGUCAAACCACAUCGCCAAUAACGAGUCCGGCAUGUCAACCCACAUCGUCAAUGACGAGUCCGGGAUGUCAAACCACAUCGCCAAUAACGAGUCCGGGAUGUCAACCCACAUCGUCACUGACGAGUCCGGGAUGUCAACCCACAUCGUCAAUGACGAGUCCCCGGAGGACUGCCGACAUUUGAAACCAUCUGAAGUGAAACCAUCUGAAGUAAAACCAUUUGAAAUAAAACCAUCUGAAUUGAAACCAUCUGAAGUAAAACCAUCUGAAGUAAAAUCAUCUGAAUUGAAACCAUCUGAAUUGAAACCAUCUGAAGUGAAACCAUCUGAAGUAAAACCAUCUGAAGUAAAACUAUCUGAAGUAAAACCAUCUGAAGUAAAACCAUCUGAAGUAAAACCAUCUGAAUUAAAACCAUCACAAGUAAAACUAUCUGAAGUGAAACCAUCUGAAGUUAAACCAUCUGAAGUGAAACCAUCUGAAGUAAAACCAUCUGAAGUGAAACCAUCUGAAGUAAAACCAUCUGAAGUAAAACCAUUUGAAGUAAAACCAUCUGAAGUGAAACCAUCUGAAGUAAAACCAUCUGAAGUGAAAUCAUCUGAAUUGAAACCAUCUGAAUUGAAACCAUCUGAAGUGAAACCAUCUGAAGUAAAACCAUCUGAAGUAAAACUAUCUGAAGUAAAACCAUCUGAAGUAAAACCAUCACAAGUAAAACUAUCUGAAGUGAAACCAUCUGAAGUUAAACCAUCUGAAGUGAAACCAUCUGAAGUAAAACCAUCUGAAGUGAAACCAUCUGAAGUAAAACCAUCUGAAGUGAAACCAUCUGCAGUAAAACCAUAUGAAGUAAAACUAUCUGAAGUAAAACCAUCUGAAGUGAAACCAUCUGAAGUUAAACCAUCUGAAGUGAAACCAUCUGAAGUAAAACCAUCUGAAGUGAAACCAUCUGAAGUGAAACCAUCUGAAGUAAAACCAUCUGAAGUGAAACCAUCUGAAGUAAAACCAUCUGAAGUGAAACCAUCUGAAGUAAAACCAUCUGAAGUAAAACUAUCUGAAGUAAAACCAUCUGAAGUGAAACCAUCUGAAGUGAAACCAUCUGAAGUAAAACCAUCUGAAGUGAAACCAUCUGAAGUGAAACUAUCUGAAGUGAAACUAUCUGAAGUAAAACUAUCUGAAGUAAAACCAUCUGAAGUGAAGCAUUUAUGGGACCUCCGGAAUUCAAAUAUAGCAGGUUCUUAG